CUCUCUCUCACACACACGCACCAAAAUUCUUUCUCUUUAGAAAAUCUUCUGUCACAGAUAAAAGCGCAGCUGAAAAAGCUGAUAAUUCUCCGAGUCACCACUACCACCACCAUAUCUGUACGUGGAAAAUCAAAAAAAGGGGAAAAAAAAUACGAAUCUCACAAAUCGAUCUCCAAUUUCUCUUUGUAAUUUCAUAAGAAUUGUACCGUAUACCGGGAAAAUCAGUACGCACAUGGGAAGGUACGCGAGAAAGCGCGACGGAUCAGGAGAAGUGGCGGCGGCGGUCAAAAGGAGGAGGAAAACGGCAUCAGGAGGAUCGGAGGAAUCGACAUCCUCCGCUGAGCUCAAAACGCGUCGCUCAGACGCGCCGGCGUCGGAGAACGCGGCUUCGCCGGCGAAUUCGUGUGACUCGAGCUGCGAGAACGUGGAUAUCUCCGGCAGCGCUUUAGCCUCAUGCUGCUCGAGCAGCGGUUUGAGCGAGCCGGCCGAGAUGAGCCCGGAGUUUGCAGAUCUGGAGAAAAAUGCGGUGGCUGUGGAGUUUUGCGCGACAUCAUCUGAGCAUACGGCGGAUUUCAGAGACAGGGGAGAGAAUUCGCCGCCGCGUGAGGCUCAAACCGAGUCGGGCGACCUGGAGUCCCCGCCACAUGCGUCUGAUUCCGUGGGUAUUCCCACGGCGGAGAUAAUUCCGACGGAGGCCGAGCUCGACGAAUUCUUUUCCGCCGCCGAGAAGAAUAUCCGGCAACAAUUCAUUCAGAAGUAAUUAAGCUUAAUUUCUCUCUUUCAAUCUCUCUCUAAAUGUGUUUUUUCUUUUUUUUUUUUU
This is a messenger RNA of Striga asiatica, 820 nucleotides long. The record is from the annotation of a GenBank genome assembly. NCBI's taxonomy places the organism in Eukaryota, Viridiplantae, Streptophyta, Magnoliopsida, Lamiales, Orobanchaceae.